AUGGCCCUGGAGCAGGCGCUGCAGGCGGCGCGGCAGGGCGAGCUGGCCGUGCUGGAGUCCCUGCUCGCGGCCGGCCAGCUGGGGCCCUGGCUGCGCGACCCGCUGGACGCGCUGCCGGUGCACCACGCAGCUCGCGCCGGCAAGCUGCACUGCCUGCGCUUCCUGGCGGAGAAGGCUGCCCUGCCUGCUACCGCCCGAGCGCGGAACGGCGCGACCCCGGCCCACGACGCCGCUGCCACCGGUCACCUGGCCUGCCUGCAGUGGCUGCUCUCACAGGGCGGCUGCGGAGUGCAGGACAAAGACAAUUCUGGUGCCACAGUCCUGCACUUGGCUGCCCGCUUCGGCCACCCUGAGGUGGUGGACUGGCUGCUGCGUCACGGCGGUGGGGACCCCACCGCAGCCACAGACACGGGCGCCCUGCCCCUCCACUAUGCUGCCGCCAAAGGAGACUUCCCCUCCCUGAGGCUUCUCAUCAGGCACCACCCCGAGGGAGUGAAUGCCCAAAUCAAGAACGGUGCCACGCCCUUGUACCUGGCGUGCCAGGAGGGCCACCUGGAGGUGACGCAGUACCUGGUGCAGGAGUGCGGCGCGGACCCGCACCUGAGCGCCCACGACGGCAUGACCCCGCUGCACGCUGCGGCACAGAUGGGCCACAGCUCGGUCAUCGUGUGGCUGGUGAGCUGCACAGACGUGAGCCUGUCGGAGCGGGACAAGGACGGCGCCACGGCCAUGCACUUUGCGGCGAGCCGCGGCCACGCCAAAGUGCUCAGCUGGCUCCUGUUGCACGGCGGCGAGAUCUCGGCCGACCUGUGGGGCGGGACCCCACUGCACGACGCCGCCGAGAACGGGGAGCUGGAGUGCUGCCAGAUCCUGGUAGUGAACGGCGCGGAGCUGGACGUCCGCGACCGCGACGGAUACACGGCGGCCGACCUCUCAGAUUACAAUGGCCACAGCCACUGCACCCGCUACCUGCGCACCGUGGAGAACCUGAGCGUGGAGCACCGCGUGCUGUCCAGGGAUCCGUCCGCUGAGCUGGAGACCAAGCAGCCGGACUCGGGCAUGUCCUCGCCUAACACCACCAUGUCAGUCCAGCCACUGAACUUUGACCUCAGCUCGCCCACCAGCACGCUCUCCAACUACGACUCCUGCUCCUCCAGCCAGUCGAGUAUCAAGGGCCGGCGCCCACCACGCGGGCCCCCCAGCGGCAGAGAAGCAGACAUACAGAGCUACAUGGACAUGCUGAGCCCAGAGCCGAACCUGGCUCCGGGCAAGACGGAGAGAACCACAGCACCCCCGCCACCCCCCGGCUUCCCUCCGCCACCCCCACGCCCAGGCAGCCAGCUGCCCCCGCCCCCACCGGGCUACCCAGCUCCUAAGCCCCCCGCGGGGCUGCAAGCAGCUGACAUCUACAUGCAGACCAAGAGCAAACUCCGCCACGUGGAGGCCCAGGCCUUCAGAAAGGAGCUGAGCUCCCGUGACAGCCACAACGGGCUGCGGAGGCAGGACUCCGGCCGCAAGCCCCGCGCCUUCAGCAAGCAGCCCAGCACGGGGGACUACUACCGCCAGCUGGGCCGCUGUCCCCGGGAGCCGCCGGCCGCUCGCCCGGGCAUGGCGCACAGCGAGGAGGUGCGUGCCCGCCCGCCCGCCUCCGCCGGCCGCCUGGGACCCGGCCAGGCGGCCCGCGCCUCACUCGCUGGCCCCUCCGCUCCCCCGCAGGCGGCGCUGCUCCCCGGGAACCACGUGCACAACGGCUGCGCCGCGGACCCCAAGGCGGCCAGGGAGCUGCCGCCGCCGCCUCCGCCGCCGCCGCCGCCGCCGCCGCCCCUGCCCGAGGGCCUGAGCUCGCCACCGCCCGCCCCGCCGCUGCCCUUCGAGGGCGCCGGCCCUGGCUGCGCGCAGCGCCGCUCCUCCUCUUCCACUGGCAGCACCAAGUCUUUCAACAUGAUGGCCCCGACGGGGGACAACUCAGAGCUACUGGCUGAGAUCAAGGCUGGCAAGAGUCUGAAGCCCACGCCGCAGAGCAAGGGUCUGACCACGGUGUUCUCCGGCAGUGGACAGCCGGCCUCCCAGCCUGACUCGCCACUGCCGCCAGCGUCGCCGGCACCAUCCCGGCCCCGGAGCCCCACCCCGCCGGCCGCAGGGCCCCAGCCGCUGCUCAAUGGCAGCCUGGCACCGGCGCCGCCCUCCACCCCAGCGCCGGGCGUGCAGCUCGAUGUGGAAGCGCUCAUCCCCACGCACGACGAGCAGGGCCGGCCCAUCCCAGAGUGGAAGCGCCAGGUGAUGGUCCGCAAGAUGCAGCUGAAGAUGCAGGAGGAGGAGGAGCAGAGGCGGAAGGAGGAGGAGGAGGAGGCCCGGCUGGCCAGCAUGCCUGCCUGGAGGCGGGACCUCCUUCGGAAGAAGCUGGAAGAGGAGAGGGAGCAGAAGCGAAAAGAGGAGGAGCGACAGAAGCAGGAGGAGAUGCAGCGAGAAAAGGAGCAGUCGGAGAAACUGCGGACGCUGGGCUACGACGAGACCAAGCUGGCGCCUUGGCAGCGACAGAUCAUCCUGAAGAAGGGGGACAUCGCUAAGUACUAGAUGCUGCUUUCCUGUCCGCAUGCCUGCGAGCUGGGGGGGAGGGGAGAGGCAGCCCCCACCCCAGCCUGCCCGACCGGACGGAAGGGCUGGGAGCCACACUGCCCUCCCCUCCGGUGCUGUGACCCCUCCCUGACCCCAUUUCGGCCCUCGCAUCCCCAGCCCCGGACGACGCUGGAGCGCGCCCACUGCCGCUGUAGUCGCCCAGAAAAAGUGCCCAAGUCGUUGACGCAAAAGAUGCUGCUUAUUUGCAUGCCUAUUUACAUAUAUUUGCAUGUUCGCUGAAUGUCAACGUGUGCAGAGCUCUUCCCAGCCCUGUAGGUGGUGACUGUUCUCCCGGGGGACGCACACCCGGCUGCAACCCCUCCCCCGCACCCCGGAACCCGCGUCGUUGGCGCAUCCGCUGGCGCAUCCUGGGCGGAGGCCCGCCCCGGCGCUCGGGGAAGGGGUUUUCCUCCCUCCCUGACCUAGAUAUGUGCCCGGCCCGCAUUUCCCAUCCCCGCCGAAGGUUUCCUCUCAGUCAUGUGUUUACCAGAAACGGUGAAAACUGCCCGUCAGGACGGAGUUGCAGCUCCCGGGGCCCCACCUUCCCCCAGUGAAGUCUGCGCGCUGCCCGUGCCGGGGCCAGCUCCUCGGACCCUUUCACUGCAGUGGCGGAGUUAACGGAGGAUGAGGGGCCCCGAACCUGCCUGCGACUGCUGCCUCCCAGGCCCCCGC
Molecule: messenger RNA, 3288 nt
Organism: Pteronotus mesoamericanus
Lineage: Eukaryota; Metazoa; Chordata; Mammalia; Chiroptera; Mormoopidae
Gene: ESPN
Product: espin
Exons: 13
Coding region: 1-2574 (857 amino acids)
Biological process (GO): actin filament bundle assembly
Cellular component (GO): cytoplasm
Molecular function (GO): actin filament binding
Source: RefSeq, a predicted model, not a curated record